Molecule: messenger RNA, 2955 nt
Organism: Chenopodium quinoa (quinoa)
Lineage: Eukaryota; Viridiplantae; Streptophyta; Magnoliopsida; Caryophyllales; Amaranthaceae
Product: probable auxin efflux carrier component 1c
Exons: 5
Coding region: 703-2436 (577 amino acids)
Biological process (GO): auxin polar transport; auxin export across the plasma membrane
Cellular component (GO): endoplasmic reticulum; plasma membrane
Molecular function (GO): auxin efflux transmembrane transporter activity
Source: RefSeq, a predicted model, not a curated record
UGUGACAGGAAAUUCAUGGAUUUAACUCAAUAAUCCCUUGACCAGGUUUAAUUUAUAUUACAUGCAUUAACAUUUCAACCUAAAAUGGCUCUCACAUGAGAGGGCGCAAUGACUAUAAAAGUAUUGUUGAACUUCAACUAUGCACACGCUGAGAAAACACAAUCCUAACCUACCUAAACUAUUGCAAUUAAAAAAGAACAGAAAAAGUAUAUGACACAAAAAGAAUAAAUUAAACAAGAAAGAAUAAAAGUUGGGAUUAAAAUAUACACCAACUCUCACUCCCAAAGUACAACCUCUUGGUGGGUAGCAAGUGCAAGGCUUUGGCAGUCGCGCAACUCUGAAAGCACACAAACAUACACACACUAAGCUAUUAUUUUUGUGUAGUCCUAAAUUGUACUUGUAUAUUAUUACUCAAAAGAAUACCACGCCAAAAACCGAUACUCUGAAUUCCUCCCACCCAUCUAUCCCAUUUACCCAAACCCCCACAUGCUCAGCUCCCCCUUCCAUUUCCCAAUUCACCUUUCCCAAUACCUUCUUCAUCAUCAUCUCCACCACCACUAUUAUCAUUAUUUCUCAUUACUCAUUAUUAUUAUUAUUCAUCCAUUUAUCUAUAUCUUGUUAUGUUAGCUCCAGCUAACUAACUGCGAUGAUAAAGGGUACCAUUGAGAAUUUUCCUGGUGUUGAAAAUUAAAAUACACGACGAUGAUCACUCUAUUGGAUUUCUACCAUGUAAUGACGGCCAUGGUGCCGCUUUACGUGGCUAUGAUCCUAGCUUAUGGUUCGGUUAAGUGGUGGAAAAUCUUUAGUCCCGAUCAAUGUUCGGGUAUUAAUAGAUUUGUAGCGUUAUUUGCGGUUCCACUUCUUUCGUUCCAUUUCAUUUCGAGUAAUAACCCGUACGCGAUGAACUUUAGGUUCAUCGCCGCGGAUACUCUUCAAAAAGUGAUCGUCCUAACCGCGCUUGCGAUCUGGAGUAGGGUAAGCAAGCGCGGUUCACUCGAGUGGACGAUCACGUUAUUUUCACUAUCGACACUUCCGAACACACUUGUUAUGGGUAUCCCUUUAUUAAAAGGAAUGUACGGGGAUUUCUCGGGUAGUCUAAUGGUACAAAUUGUUGUACUACAAUGUAUCAUUUGGUACACGUUAAUGUUGUUCAUGUUCGAAUAUCGAGCAGCUAGGAUGCUCAUAUCCGAACAGUUUCCGGACUCUGCCGCCUCCAUCGUGUCGAUCCAUGUCGACUCCGAUGUCGUCUCAUUAGACGGGCGGCAGGUGCUCGAAACCGAAGCUGAAAUCAAAGAAGAUGGAAAAUUACACGUGACCGUGCGCAGGUCUAAUGCGUCACGGUCCGAUAUUUUCUCUAGAAGGUCACACGGGUUUUCUUCGACUACUCCUAGGCCGUCGAACUUAACCAAUGCCGAAAUUUACUCCCUACAAUCGUCUAGGAACCCGACACCGCGAGGGUCGAGUUUUAAUCACACCGAUUUCUACUCGAUGACUGGUGGUGGUGGAAGGAGGUCAAACUUUGGUGCAGGAGAUGUUUAUGAGUUAGGUUUGACCACUUCUAGAGGUCCCACACCGAGACCUUCUAAUUUCGAGGAAGAUAGUGGGGGUAAUAGUAAUAGGCCUCAGCAGCCGAAGUAUGCACAAUAUCCUGCGCCUAAUCCAGGGAUGUUUUCUCCCACUAAGAAGGAUAAUAGUAGUACUGGAAUUGCAAAAACCAAUAGUAUUACGAAUACGAGUACGACCACGACUACAACUAAUAAUAAUAGUAACGCGGCCGCGAAGAAGGCUAAGGGUGGAGAUGAAGCGGGGAAGGAUCUUCAUAUGUUCGUAUGGAGUGCUGGUAAUUCCCCUGUAUCGGAUGUAUUUGAUGGGCAUGAUCACUAUGGUGUUGCAGCUGAUCAGUCUAUUAAGGAAGUUCGGAUGAAUGUGUCUCCUAGUAAAGUGGAGGGUGGAAGAGAUAAUAAUCAAGAAGAAUACAUGAAUGGAGAUGAAUUCAGCUUUGGAAAUAGAGGAAAAGAAGGAGAAAUGAAAGAGCAUGCGAAAGUGGAUGAUGGAAAGCCCAAAACUUUACCACCAGCUAGUGUUAUGACAAGACUCAUACUCAUCAUGGUUUGGAGGAAACUUAUUAGAAAUCCCAACACUUAUUCAAGUUUAAUUGGUCUUACUUGGUCUUUGGUCUCCUUCAGGUAUCACGUAGAGAUGCCGGCCAUAAUAGCAAAGUCGAUAUCGAUAUUGUCGGAUGCAGGGCUUGGCAUGGCCAUGUUCAGCCUAGGAUUGUUCAUGGCAUUGCAACCAAGGAUAAUAGCAUGUGGAAAUUCGGUAGCAACAUUUUCAAUGGCAGUAAGAUUCCUAACAGGACCAGCUGUCAUGGCUGCUGCUUCCAUUGUUGUUGGCCUUCGCGGCGUUCUUUUACACGUUGCCAUCGUCCAGGUAUAAAGCACAAAACACAGUCAAAUGGGAGUGAAUGAAUAGUGCUAAAGUCAAAAUGUGUCAACUAAAAAAAACGGAGGUAAUAUUCUGUAUCUCAUUUAUAUAUAUUAAUAAGUGAGCUUAACCAAUUCACAUUCGUAUCAAAAAGUUACCACGUGUCAUAAUAAGUGAGGUAACUCAAUUGGGACGGAGGGAAAAGUUACAAUUUUUUCAUUUUAAUAUUCGUCUCAAUUACAUACAUGAUUCGUUAAUGCCAUUAAAAUAGACUACCCUUGUAUAAGUUGUUAUGUUGAGCAUGUAUAUGUUAUCCAAGUAAGAGGCUAAAACUUGAGUUCGAACAACUUAAAAACCUAAGCGAACUUUUUAUCUCUAAACCAAUAUAAUUGGUGCCGGGUGAAAUAACUUUUAAAUCCAUUUUAGUGAUAUCUCUUAUAUUCUCCUAUGUUAUUCGUACAUCGUACUCUAUCAAAAUCGACUCAUCUUCUAAUCCAAGUAAAAAAAAGGCUUGUUGUUGAAUGUAAAUCU